Molecule: messenger RNA, 1269 nt
Organism: Miscanthus lutarioriparius
Lineage: Eukaryota; Viridiplantae; Streptophyta; Magnoliopsida; Poales; Poaceae
Source: the annotation of a GenBank genome assembly
AUGCAACAACAGUGUGGUUGGAGGGGAGAGUAUGAAAAUGGACAAAAGGUUGCUGUGAAGUUGCUUUACAAUCGGGAACCAGACUCUGUUAGUAAGCAAUUCCAGAAUGAAUUUGACAACCUAAUGAAGCUCGAGCAUACAAACAUUGUACGGUUGAUGGGUUUUUGCUAUGAAACCAAACAUGUAGCUAUACCAUACAAUGGAAAUCUAGUUCUCGCUGAAGAGGCAACAAGAGCACUCAUCUUGGAGUAUUUGCAGAAUGGGAGUCUUCAAAGGCAUCUUUCAACAAGAGAAGGCGGACCUAGCGGAGGUGGUUCUGUAUGCAAGCGUGUCCUUGGAGCGGCGGUGGCCUGGCAGUCCGAAGACCUCGGCGACGGCUGCAACCCUAGGGGCAGCGAUGGCCUGAGCGCUGGUGAAGAUCUUGGCGAGGAGGAGGCAGAUCCCAUCGGCAGCAGCGGCCCUAAGGGUGGUGGAGGCCAGGAGUCUGGCGGAAGAGGCUAUCCUAGGCGGCAGCCACAAAGGACUCCAGCAGAGGUGAAGGCCAUGAUCCCAAUGACUGCCGCUGCCCUAUGGGCGAUGGAGGCCUUGGAAUCUGGCGAAGCAGAAUGGAUCAUGUCAGCUGGCGUUCGAUCGGCUAGUUCUUAUUGGACAACAGAUGAUGAAGGUGGGCUAACCGGCGACACAUGGUGUUCGCCUCGCUUGAAGCGGAUGAAGAUGGCACCAGCGGAUGUUCGUAGCCAUGGCGCACUUGGGGUGGUGGAGCCUCGAAUGAUCAUGCCAACUAGAGAAGAACAAAUAUCAGCGCAACUGAUUGCCGCACACAAUUUUCUGUUACCAGCAGAAACGGAAGCAAGGCCGCUACGUUACAGCUACUCAACAACUAAGGGAUCAACAGGUCUCAUGCUCACAGAGUUAAAAGGAAUUACGGACGAUUUCUCCGAGAAUCGGAAACUUGGUGCAGGCUCAUUUGGAAAAGUGUACCUGGGAGAGAAGGAAAAUGGAGAAAAGGUUGCAGUGAAGAUACUUGAUUUUGACGGGCUAGGACCUGAUGCUGAGGAUUUCAAGGUUGAGUUUGACAGACUUAUGAAGGUUGAGCAUCCAAACAUUGUGUGUUUGAUUGACUAUUGCUACGAAACACAAUAUGAAGCUGUACCAUACAAUGGUAGAUUAGUUAUGACUGAAAAGACAACAAGAGCACUCUGUCUGGAGUAUUUGCACAAUGGGAGCCUCGAAAGCCAUCUGUCUAGUAUGAUGUUCCUUCACAAAUAG